CUACAAGCCCCGGUGUGCAGCGGGGAGGGCGGUGCCGGUCCUUGCGCCGCCGCCGCCGAGCCCCGACGGGGGCCGGGACCGGGAGCGGGAGCGGGGCCGGAGCGGAGCGGAGCGGGCUCCUACCGCCCGGAGCAGCGACGUGCCCGCCCACAGCCUUGCUGCCCGUUGGCUGCCCUCUCUGCCUGAUGGAGCCAGCGCUGGCAGAAGACCUUCCUCGAGGUGGCCGGCCAAGCCCAGUGCGGGAGUGCUAGUGGGACAUCAUUGGUGGCAUCUGCCACCCUGGGAGGGACGAUGGCGCAGGGCACCGGGAGCAUCAACAGCGACUGCAAGGACUGGGAGUGGAGCGCUGACGCCGGGGAACGGGCCCGGCUGCUGCAGAGCCCCAGCGUGGAGACGGUGCCCAAGAGUGGAGAGAGCCAAGGCAACGGCCCGGGGGCCACCUCGGCUUUGGGAGCCGUCUUCAUCGUGGUCAACGCCGCCCUGGGCGCCGGGCUGCUCAACUUCCCCGCCGCCUUCAGCAUGGCCGGAGGGGUGGCCGCGGGCAUCGCCCUGCAGAUGUGCAUGUUGAUCUUCAUCAUUGGAGGCUUGGUCAUCCUGGCGUACUGCUCGCAGGCCAGCAACGAGAGGACCUACCAGGAGGUGGUGUGGGCCGUCUGUGGGAAGGUGCCGGGCGUGCUCUGCGAGGUGGCCAUCGCCGUCUACACCUUUGGCACCUGCAUCGCCUUCCUCAUCAUCAUCGGAGACCAGGAGGACAAGAUCAUCGCUGCUCUGGUGAAGGAGCCCGAGGAAGCUGGGAGCAGCUGCUGGUACACGGACCGCAAGUUCACCAUCAGCAUCACUGCCUUCCUCCUCAUCCUGCCCCUCUCCAUCCCCAAGGAGAUCGGCUUCCAAAAAUACGCCAGCUCCCUGAGCGUGAUCGGCACCUGGUAUGUCACGGCAGUCAUCAUCAUCAAGUACAUCUGGCCCGACAAGGAGCUCGUGCCCGUGGAGAUCCCCACCAGCCCCUCCACCUGGACCGCUGUCUUCAAUGCCAUGCCCACCAUCUGCUUUGGCUUCCAGUGCCACGUGAGCAGCGUCCCCGUCUUUAACAGCAUGAAGCAGCCAGAGGUGAAGACCUGGGGGGCGGUGGUGACGGCGGCCAUGGUGAUCGCUCUCUUCGUCUACACGGGCACCGGCGUCUGUGGUUUCCUGACCUUUGGAGCUGGCGUGGAGCAGGAUGUCUUGCUGUCCUACCCCUCCAACGACAUCCCUGUUGCUCUGGCCCGGGCCUUCAUCAUACUCUGCGUGCUGACGUCCUACCCUAUCCUGCACUUCUGUGGCCGGGCUGUCUUGGAGGGUCUCUGGCUCCGCUACACCGGGGUGACGGUGGAGGAGGACGUGGUUCGGGAGCGGAGGCGGCGCCUGCUUCAGACCAUCAGCUGGUUCCUCCUGACCCUCCUCCUGGCUCUCUUCAUCCCCGACAUCGGCAAAGUCAUCUCUGUCAUCGGGGGCUUGGCUGCCUGCUUCAUCUUCGUCUUCCCAGGGCUCUGCCUGAUCCAAGCCAAGCUCUCUGAGAUCCAAGAAACCAGGGCAAUCAGCUGGUGGGCCCAGGUCAGCUACGGGGUGUUCAUGGUCACCCUUGGAGCUUUCAUCUUUGGACAGACCACUGCCAACGCCAUCUUCGUGGAUCUCACGGCCUGACUCCUCCUCCAGGCCAGACCGUGCUGCUGCUGCAGAAUUCCCCUAGGACCAAAGGGAAGUGGGGAGAAAAAUGCGGGUGGUGUGUUAGGAAGAUCUGGGGCUUGGCUGAAAGAGCCCUGCGGUGGUUUGUAUCUCGUCGUCUUAACGCGACCAGGCAGUCAGGCUUGUCCUCUCAGCCCUGACUCCCUGGUGAAGCCAGAGCAUCACUACAAGGGGAACUGUAGUCCAGGUCCUGCCCGUUCUGCCCCUCGGGGCUGGACAUCACCACCCGAGACAUCACUACGGGGUGGCGGUUGGGGUUUUGCCAAGGCACGCUGCUCCCACCCGCGUUCCCCUGGGCCGGUGGAGCUCCUCUCCACACCUUAAAGCUCCUUCUUCUCCCAAGAUCGGAGGGAAACGACGUGUCUUGCAUAAAGGGAAUUAUUAGUGGUGUUUAUCAGACAGGACAACGUUCCCCAUAGUCCUCUUCUGUGUCAGUGUUUGGUUUGAACUCUGCUUUCCCACGGCUCCUCUGGCCGGUCUCCUCCUCUUACAUCUCCCUCCGCCUGAGCUGCACUUUCUGUUACCAAGUGGGACCAUUGCCUUCAGCCCCAUUUCUUUUUGGAGGAUCGGGACGAGCCCAGGGUAGGGACACACCGGUGGGUUUUUCCCUCCCGGGGGUUACUCACUCGCUGGAGUGGCCAUAUCAACCUUCUGGAGACACUAGACUAGAGCUCUCCUCCAAAGUUCCAAUCCUGUUCUUCCAGGAGGUGUCCAGGGAAUGGGACUGGGCCAGGUGCAGGUUUUGAGGAAUGCUUUGGGGACAAAGCAGUCAGUAUUAAUCUAUUUUAUACCACUCCCUUGGCCGUUUACACACUCUGUGGCUGAUGUUGCCCUGGGCUGUCCCUGUGUUGCCUGGACAGUAUUUUCACUUCUGCUCUCGCUGGGUUGAGCGGUUCCUCCAGCUGCAAAGUUGGCUGGAGGAGUUAAACCUCAACGACAAACUGCUCCUGUUUGGUCUUUUGAGUUCCCUGGUUCCUUGUUUGGCUUCUAAAACCCUGGGGGAGACAGGAAUUGAUGUGUGUCUGUGAUGAGGGUCCGGCCCAGCUUUGUGCACCACCUGGCUUGGCCACUCCUGCACCUUCAGGAAGCAGCCCAGGGUGUCCUGGUGGGAAGGUGAACCAUGGCCUGCUUCUGUCCUUCUCACCACAGCUGUGACCAGUCCCUCUGUGACCAGUGGUGGGGGGUGGGAGGACAGCACAUGUAAUGUUUGAUCUCUCCCUGCCGGCUUGCUGCCUGUAAAUGUGGACCUCUCCUCUGCCCCGCGGGACGAGAUGGGGAGACCCCCAUGGAGCAGGAGGAAGAAAAGCCCCAGGAACACCGUGACUGCUGUGUGGGACCCUGUGAAAGCACGUGUCCCUCCUGCCUCCCCAAAGGUACCUCCAAAUCGCUGUGCCCUCCAUUUUUGACA
Molecule: messenger RNA, 3130 nt
Organism: Calidris pugnax (ruff)
Lineage: Eukaryota; Metazoa; Chordata; Aves; Charadriiformes; Scolopacidae
Gene: SLC38A7
Product: solute carrier family 38 member 7
Exons: 11
Coding region: 292-1680 (462 amino acids)
Biological process (GO): amino acid transmembrane transport
Molecular function (GO): L-histidine transmembrane transporter activity; L-glutamate transmembrane transporter activity; L-asparagine transmembrane transporter activity
Source: RefSeq, a predicted model, not a curated record